AUCUAUAUAACACCAAGUUUAUGACUGUACGCGGGAUUGUUUUGUAACGUGCACGAGAUAGGUUAUAUUUUGAUGUUUUGUAUUUGAAAAUAGCAAAAGACUAAGAAAUGUCCAGAAAGAAGCAUAAUGUUUCGUACAUCAAACCAGACGAACCGAAAUUUUUGCGGGAAUUGAAAGAAGAAGUUGGUUAUAAGGAAGGACCUACGGUUGACACAAAGAGAGAAGUAUUACCACAAGAUUCAGACGAUGAACAGGAAGAACGUACAGAAGAGCAGCCUGUUGUGGUUGUAUUAAAUUCUGGUGAUUUAACUGCAGAAGAAGCAGAAGCAUUUAAAAAACAAAAGGAAGAAGAGGAAGCCAGUGCUCCAGCAGACUUAUCUAAGCGUGUUAUAUUCAGGAAAAACAAAGUAGUGGAAUCAGAAUCAGAUACUAAGGAUAAGCCAGUGAAAAAGAAGAUGAAAAAAACGAAACAAGAAAAGGCCAUAUUAUCUUUCAAUGAUGAUGAUGAUGAUGAUGAUAAUCUUUAGUAUUAGAAGUAUAUACUUAAAAUAUAUAAAUUGAUAUGCAAUGAUUGUUACGAUAAAAUGUUUGCAACCUUGUGACAAAGUGGUGUGUUGUAAUUAACGAAACUAUAAAAUAGAAUUUAAUAUAAGAAUCGUAUGUUUAGCUACUGACAUGUAUAUACUUGAAUGUAAAUAUUAUCCAUAUUUGUACAUAAACCUUAAAUUGUAUUUCUCAAUAACAACGUUAGAAAUGUGCACGUAAUGCAUUUUCGAAACGUUGAAAUCUGAUAUAUAUAAACUCAUUUUAAGGAGAAUAAAAUGACAUUAUUUAAUUACGUA
Molecule: messenger RNA, 842 nt
Organism: Hylaeus volcanicus
Lineage: Eukaryota; Metazoa; Arthropoda; Insecta; Hymenoptera; Colletidae
Exons: 3
Coding region: 108-527 (139 amino acids)
Source: RefSeq, a predicted model, not a curated record